UUCACCCCACCAAGCAACCUCUCUCUUUGUGUGUAAAGUUGUUUUACUUAUGGGCGUUUGUUAGCCUAGACGUUGCAUCAAUCGCUGAACUGGUCUGUCCAAACCCUCCAACUCUCUAACGGAAAACACUUCCCUCAUCUCCUUCCCUUCCCUUAUAUCUUCUCUUUCCAUCUACUUUCUCUUCUUGUCUUGUUUGCCCACCCGCAACCAUCUUUUUCUUCUUUCUUUUCUCCAUCAAUAGCGCCCCUUCACGGCUGCACCCUUCCCCGUCCUUUAUAUGUUUUUGCUCCCAUCCUUUAAUCACUUCAACUCUUUCUUUGGUGCUGACCCAUGAUCAUCAGGUUUCUGGAGAUCCAUCCAGCACCAAUCUAGCUGGGGUAUAUAUAUAUACACACCUCGGAAAUACAUACGUAGUUAAUAGCUAGGCUAGGGUUGCUUGGAUCUUACUACAUAGCUUGUUGUGAUCAGCAAAGAUCAGAUGUGCACCAGAGGCCACUGGAGGCCUGCUGAAGAUGAAAAGCUCCGGGAGUUGGUGGAACGCUAUGGCCCUCAUAAUUGGAACGCCAUAGCCGAAAAGCUUCAAGGCAGAUCAGGCAAAAGCUGUAGGCUGAGAUGGUUCAACCAGUUGGAUCCGAGAAUCAAUAGAAGCCCUUUCACGGAAGAGGAAGAAGAACGGCUUUUGGCUUCUCACAGGAUCCACGGGAACAGAUGGGCUGUUAUUGCGAGGCUUUUUCCCGGUCGCACUGAUAACGCCGUAAAGAACCACUGGCAUGUCAUCAUGGCACGUAGAUGCAGAGAACGAUCCAGGCUUUAUGCCAAAAGAUCAGCUGGCCAUCACUCAACCACCCUACCCGACCAUCGAAAGCCUUCCCCUAAACCACUCCAUCAAGCUGUUCACUCCGAGUCUGAGAUAACGACUAGUUUUGCUCCACUUUUCGACAAAUACAAGCAAGGAUAUCCCUACCCCUACCCUUUCCCUCCCCAUUUUUUCAAAGAGUUUUACGCUCGCGACUGGAAUCCAACCCAUUGUAGGACAAUCACGGAAGAUAAGAAUCGACCAACCGAAUUCUAUGAUUUUCUUCAAGUAAAUACAGACUCCAAUAAAAGUGAAGUGACAGACAACACCAGGAGAGAUGAUGAGGAGGUAGAUCAGGAAGCUAUGGAGCAGCAGAGCAAGGCUGGGGCUUCAUUCAUCGAUUUCUUAUCGGUCGGAAGCUCCUCGUAACGUUUUUGUCUUGAUCACCCUUCACGAUCAUACAUAGAUAUCAUUGCGAAAGAAUCAUCAACUUACAUCAACACACUGUAGAAAAAGACAAAAAAAAACUAAUUACAAGCUUAAUUUGCUAGCUGUUGCCACUGCAUCGAUUGACACAACAUAUUUAAGAAAAUUUAUCAAUUAUCUAGGCGUUAUAUAGAAACCAAAUGACAUGAUUAUGUGUGAUAUAGCCGAGGCUUUACGCAAAAAGCGCUGCUGUAAAACCCUUGUCAGUGGAUCUCAGGAAUGUUUAGCAUUAAAAUCAUCAUGUUCUGUGGUUUUUUUCUCCCUUGUGUUGGCCUGAAAUCAUGUUCCUCAGAUACGUCAUUAAUUUGCAUGAUCUAUUCUCUUCUGUAAAUGUGUACCUUUUUCUGCU
This is a messenger RNA of Theobroma umbraticum, 1631 nucleotides long. It is a transcript of the gene MYB54, whose product is annotated as myb domain protein 54. Gene Ontology annotation, biological process: regulation of DNA-templated transcription. NCBI's taxonomy places the organism in Eukaryota, Viridiplantae, Streptophyta, Magnoliopsida, Malvales, Malvaceae. Gene Ontology annotation, cellular component: nucleus. The record is from RefSeq and is a predicted model, not a curated record. Gene Ontology annotation, molecular function: RNA polymerase II cis-regulatory region sequence-specific DNA binding; DNA-binding transcription factor activity, RNA polymerase II-specific.